Olea europaea var. sylvestris is the source of this 1135-nucleotide messenger RNA. RefSeq lists its product as uncharacterized. The coding region runs from base 212 to 742 and encodes 176 amino acids. The transcript is spliced from 6 exons. Lineage: Eukaryota; Viridiplantae; Streptophyta; Magnoliopsida; Lamiales; Oleaceae. The record is from RefSeq and is a predicted model, not a curated record.
AUCACAAUACUUUUUGAUAAAUAAGGUCUGCCUUUUCGUAUUCUCACCCGGUAAAACAGUCUCCUGUGUGUUAUAUAUAUGAAAUCAGAAAUUAUAGUAUUCUACUGUAAAUUGAUACAUAUUUGUUAAAAUAUUAUCAGGGGUUUGUUUUUAGCUGAUUUUUGGUGGGUUCUGUGAUCUGAGCACAGUUGGAAUUUUAUUACUGAAGUACAUGUUUAGAUAUAUGAUGCAGUACACUUCUUUCAGCGCCUGGGUCAGUCAGAUUCUUACUUGCAUUGGAAAUUGUUUUGGUUGCUGUACUAAAUCCCAACCAAUUAUUGCGGUGGAUGAGCCCUCAAAGCGACUACGAAUUCAAGGUCUGGUGGUGAAGAAACCAAGCAUUUCGGAAGAUUUUUGGAGCACCAGCACAUAUGAUAAUGACAAUAGCACACUUCUAUCCCAGAGAAGCUUGUCGUCAAUCAGUAUAUCAAAUCAGAAGAGCCAGAACACGGGUAUCAGCAGCACAAGUGACCAUUCUGAAUUCAUAAAUCAUGGUCUUCUGCUUUGGAACCAAACCAGGCUUCAGUGGGUUGGUAAUAAAAGGUCUCAAAGCCGAGGAAAAGUUCAGGACCCUGUAUUAAGUUGGAAUGCAAGUUAUGAGAGCCUUCUGGGAACUAGCAAGAAAUUCCCUCAGUUGAUUCCUCUCUCAGAAAUGGUUGAUUUUCUUGGGGAUAUAUGGGAGCAAGAAGGGUUGCAUGAUUGACAAAUUCAGUUCCAAUGAUUAUUAGCUAGCUCGAUAGUGAAUUUUCAGUUUCUUGUGCGUUGGAAAGAUCGUCCGCUAAGUGAUGCUACGUGGAUUAAUGAAGUAGAAUUUCGUCAAUUGGAUUCAAAGCUUUUAGAUGCUUACUUGGACUAUACCUCGCCGGAGUCGAGUUCUUUUCAGUCGGGGAGGAAUGAUGCAACAAGGAAACAAUUAAAAGUCUAUUCAAGGCGAAAGACUAAUAAUCAAUAGAAUUCUAGUAUACCUAAAUUAUAAUAGUUUUAUUUUGACAAUGUUAUCUUUUAAUUUCAAGUUUCUUUAGAUAAGAAGUUUAUUUAAUUUCAAAGUCCUUCUCUAUGUAAAGGGGCUUAAGGCAAUAUUUAGAAACACUUGCAU